Messenger RNA from Nannospalax galili (Upper Galilee mountains blind mole rat), 963 nucleotides. It is a transcript of the gene Foxr1, whose product is annotated as forkhead box R1. Gene Ontology annotation, cellular component: nucleus. The transcript is spliced from 6 exons. Bases 70 to 963 code for a protein of 297 amino acids. Lineage: Eukaryota; Metazoa; Chordata; Mammalia; Rodentia; Spalacidae. Gene Ontology annotation, molecular function: sequence-specific double-stranded DNA binding; DNA-binding transcription factor activity. The record is from RefSeq and is a predicted model, not a curated record. Gene Ontology annotation, biological process: regulation of DNA-templated transcription.
CUCACAGUCCAGGACCCCGACUUCUGGGGCAGCCUCCAUGGCCAGGUCCCGGGCUUGCUGGACUGGGACAUGGGCAAUGAGUGCUUCCUGGCCUUCACCACGGACCACCUGCUGCCCCCGGAGCAGAACCUUGCCAAAUACAGACUCCAAAUAAUUGACCCACCAAACCUACCUUUGGAAAAAAACCUCAGCACUGAUAAAGAUGGUCCAGACGUGGAGCCCAACCUGUGGAUGUGGGUGAACCCUAACAUCGUGUAUCCACCCGGCAAGCUGGAGGUCUCGGGACCUAAGAAGGAGGAGGACCUGCCAAGCAUGCCACCAUCCUGUCAGCUACCUCUGAAGGAAGAAGCCAGGUGUUCGGAAGCUUUGGAUAUGCAGUUGCUGCUUCCUUCCUGGAGCGAGGAGUUGCUUCCACAGAAGCAGAAGUGGAAGCAGCAAGUUACCUCUUCCCCUAGCACCUGGGAGGAGCUUACAGAAGAGGAGGAGGCCAAGGACCAGGAUGACAACUCCUCUGUGGCUCUCCCAUCCCCUCCCACAAGGGCCCCCCUCCAGAGUCGGAGGCUUCAGCAAACCAUCAGCCUAGAGGGGAGGCUCUGGUCCCGGCCCCCUCUCAAUUACUUCCACCUAAUUGCCCUGGCACUAAGAAACAGUCCCCCCUGUGGCCUCAACGUGCAGCAGAUCUACAGCUUCACUCGACAGCACUUCCCCUUUUUCCGGACUGCCCCAGAAGGCUGGAAGAAUACAGUCCGUCACAAUCUCUGUUUCCGAGACAGCUUUGAGAAAGUGCCGGUCAGUAUGCAGGGUGAGGCCAGUACAAGGCCUCGAUCCUGCCUCUGGAAGUUGACUGAGGAGGGACACCGCCGCUUUGCGGAGGAGGCCCGUGCCUUGGCUUCCACUCGGCUGGAAAGUAUCCAAGAGUGCAUGAGCCAGCCAGAUGUGAUGCCCUUCCUCUUUGACCUUUGA